This is a messenger RNA of Drosophila sulfurigaster albostrigata, 661 nucleotides long. RefSeq lists its product as uncharacterized. The record is from RefSeq and is a predicted model, not a curated record. NCBI's taxonomy places the organism in Eukaryota, Metazoa, Arthropoda, Insecta, Diptera, Drosophilidae. The coding region runs from base 34 to 156 and encodes 40 amino acids. The transcript has 3 exons.
CGACGUUUUGCACAGUUCAGUCGAUAGCAAAAGAUGAAAGAGUGCUCAUCGCGCAGCAAUUGGUGUCUGCUCAGUGUUGUAAUCGAUCAGCGUCUUAGAAUUGACACCUGUCGAUAUCUAAUCGAGAUUUUAUCGCGUCGCAUUACAGGCGACUAAAUCGCAUUUUUUAUUAGUUCGACCUGUUCCCACACCUAUGGAGUUUCAUCUAGACAGCGCGGAAUACUGCCAGGCACAGCACAAAUAAAAAGUAAUCACACCUCGAAUAGGGCCGUGGCUAGCCUGAGAAAACGCUAAAACUUUUAUGGAAGUCUAACAAAAUCGGACUAAAAGUGGUCAGCUGAGAUAGCUGAGUAAUAAGCCCGUGCGUGGGAAUAACGAAAAGAACAGACUUCAUCAUAUCACGAUUAGAAUUAUCGAAGGGUGUCCAAAGAGGGGGAAUGCGAUAAAGUGAAAAAAGAAUAGAAAGAGACCAUAGAGAAGAAAUUAAGCGAACCUAAGAAGUGCACUAAAAAUAUUAUUUAUAAUUUGAUUAAAUUGCCGAACAGGGAUUUUUGAUAGAUGUCUUAAUGGACAAGCACAGGAAAUUUCUUUAAUUUUUUGUGAUAACAUUGAAUGAAGGAAGAAAUAAUUCAAAAUUGUGUACUUAAUUAAUUAAUAAUUA